Messenger RNA from Schistocerca gregaria, 2014 nucleotides. Its product is annotated as methionine adenosyltransferase 2 subunit beta-like. Gene Ontology annotation, cellular component: methionine adenosyltransferase complex. Gene Ontology annotation, biological process: S-adenosylmethionine biosynthetic process. Gene Ontology annotation, molecular function: methionine adenosyltransferase regulator activity. Bases 674 to 1594 code for a protein of 306 amino acids. The record is from RefSeq and is a predicted model, not a curated record. Lineage: Eukaryota; Metazoa; Arthropoda; Insecta; Orthoptera; Acrididae. The transcript has 5 exons.
ACACCUGUUUUUGAGAGUGAAAGUAUUUGUCUCCACUCUGCAGCUACUUGAAAGAUCGUGUGAACUAUUCUUCAACAAAAAAAUCUUCCGGCGAAACAUUAAAUUACUCCCAUCCGCUAUAAAAUGCCUUUCGGAAUAUGAAAGACCAAAAUAAAUUUGUUUCUUGAGAAUUUUCGUUCACGGUGAACAAAUUGUAGGGAAUGCAUCAGAUAAGCAAAGUUAAAUGUAAAAUGUUUCACUUUUUCUCAGGUGGAUAGGGAGAGAUGGAAGAAAGGAAAAGUGCACCGUAUUACAAUAUUACUAGUUCGAAAGUUUGUAGGAGUUUCUAAUGUCACCCAAAUCAGUUAUUUCACUAGCAGUAAGCUCAGCUGUAAUCUUUCCUAAAGAAAAUAUAGCGAACGUAUAGUCUAUUCAGAUGCAGUAUCAGCUAGCUAUUGGGCUGUGGCUCCGCUAUUGGACAACGUGACGUAGCGUUAAUGCGCAGGAAAAACCAAUCAGGAAUUUCAGCAUUUCGAGAGCCGAUGUCGUGUGUCUUUCCAAAUCACGAGGCUAAUUUGUGUAAAUUGACAUCUAAUCACUGCUAGUCCAUUAUUCCCUGACCGAGCUUCUAGGGAACAAUAAGCAACAAGUGGUUGAGAAAACAUAACCAACGAAACGUUGAAGACCAGUUGAAAUGUCAAAAGAAGUGAAACGUGUAUUUCUCACAGGUGCAUCUGGAUUACUUGGUCGAUCAGUUUACCAAAAAUUUUCAGAGCAUAACUGGACAGUAUUUGGUACAGCGUUUUCAAGAGUUCAGCCACAUUUGCACAAAAUUGACCUAAGAGACGAGAAUGCUGUUCAGACAGUGUUGUCAGAAUUCAAACCAAAUGUGGUCAUUCAUACUGCUGCCCAAAGAUACCCUGACAAGGUUGAUGCUGAUCCUGAAGCUGCAGUGGAUAUCAAUGUUCGUGCAACAGAGAGUUUAGCUGCACUUUGUGCCAAAGAAAGAGUGCCUCUGAUUUACAUCAGCACAGAUUAUGUAUUUGAUGGUAAAAAUCCUCCCUAUUCAGAAGAAAGUGUCCCCAGCCCUCUAAAUCUUUAUGGGAAAACAAAACUGCAGGGAGAGGAAGCUUGCAUGGCAGCUUCAUCAGGGAACAUUGUUUUACGUAUCCCAGUCCUUUAUGGCCCUGUAAUGCAUCUGGAAGAGAGUGCAGUAACAGUUCUUCUAGAAGCACUGCUGAAUACUUCUAAAGAAAGGCAGGUGUCGGAUUACGAGCGUCGCCGACCAUCUCAUGUAGACGAUAUUGCUGAAAUCUGCCUGGGACUUGCUGAUAGGAAACUGAAGGGUGAACCGAUUCAUGGAAUAUAUCACUGGUGUGGCAAAGAGAUAUUUACAAAGUAUAAAAUGCUGCAAGAGAUGGCAGAUAUCUUCCAUUUGUCCAGUUCACACAUUUCUCCUGCUCCUGCACCUCUUCUCAGCUCCUCUGCCACCCGACCUUAUGACACAACUUUAAACACUAGUAGACUUACGGAACUCAAUAUUCAGUGUCACACACCUUUUAGGCAGGGCAUAAAAGCAGCUCUUGAACCAUGGAUAAGACAAAACCAAAAUUAAGUGAAAUUAGAAUUGUACAUAUAAAAUUUUAGUUACAUAUAGUUUGUCUGAGUAUUAAAAAGGCAAACAAAAGUAAAUACUCAAUAUAUUGUGUGUGUGUGUGUGUGUGUGUGUGUGUGUGUGUGUGUGUGUGUGUGAGAGAGAGAGAGAGAGAGAGAGAGAGAGAGAGAGAGAGAGAAAGGGGGAGGGCUUGGUAAAACAAAGGCUGUAUUUCGAGCACUGUAUUAAUAAAAUAAAAUUUACUUUUCAGAGAGAAUAAAAAGAAGCCUGUUGUUACUCUGUCACCCAAACACAAACUUCCUAUUCAGCCAUCUAUAUUGUUAAAUGCAUUUUGGAGCCAGUAACACAAAAUAAACUUCAUUCCUCAUCUGUACUGUAAAUGGAGUAGGAAACUGAUCAAUAAUAAAAAGCAUUUACUUG